This is a messenger RNA of Myotis davidii, 1322 nucleotides long. RefSeq names its product complement factor H-related protein 2-like. Bases 116 to 988 code for a protein of 290 amino acids. Lineage: Eukaryota; Metazoa; Chordata; Mammalia; Chiroptera; Vespertilionidae. The record is from RefSeq and is a predicted model, not a curated record. The transcript is spliced from 5 exons.
UCCCGGUACUGUCACUUAAAUUCAGGGCCGCACUUGGUAACGGCUCAGGAAGCUGAGUUAAACCACACAGAGGAGCGCUGGACUAUCUGCGCUAACACCCCCGGGGAGCCCCGCCAUGCUGUUACUGGUCAAGGUCAUUCUCACCCUGUGGGUCUCCUGGGCUCAUGGACAAGGAAGAACUUGUGAUUUCCCAGAAAUAAAACAUGGAAACAUAUAUGAGGAAAACAGAUAUAAGCCCACCUUCCCGGUUGCCGAGGGGAAAUACUUCUACUACUCCUGUGAUCACAGCUUCGUGUCUCCCUCCCAGUCACUCUGGACUCAGAUAAACUGCACGAAGGGAGGAUGGUCGCCGGCUCCGAGGUGUAUCAGGCAGUGCUUCUUCCCGUGGGUGGAAAAUGGGCAUUCCGCGUCUUCAGGGCGAACGCACCAGGAGGGGGACACGGUACAGAUCGUCUGUGACCAGGGCUACAGCCUCGCCAAUGACCAGGACGUCAUCACGUGUGCUGAACACGGCUGGUCCACGCCCCCUACAUGCAGCCGCAUCAAUCUCUCCUGUGGCAGCCCUCCCACAGUGCAAAAUGCCUUCAUACUAAACCAGAAGCAUAGGUAUCGUAAUGGGGACACAGCACGUUAUGAAUGCAGGCACUCUUUGGUCCUCCUCGGGAAUCCAGUGGUGACAUGUCUAAGUGGGAAGUGGACAGACCCACCUGAGUGCAAGGGUAGGUGUCUCAUUCUCCCCUCCCAGUCUCUGUGCAGCUUUUUUUUAUUUCUUUUUUUUUUACUUUCAGAUGCCUGUAUAAUAUCAGAAGAAAUCAUGGAAGCACAUAACAUAGAGUUGAGAUACUCAUAUGCGAAAAAGGUUUAUUCCAGAACAAAUGAUUUUGUUGAAUUUAGGUGUCGUCGAGGUUACUAUCGUAGAGUGUCACCAGACUCUGCAUUCCGAGUACAAUGUCAUGAAGGGAAAAUGGAGUAUCCCACUUGUGCAUAACAUGAGAGCUGUGUGGCCGUUUUCACAUUAAAAUAUGCGCCUUCAUUCAGAAUUUUUAAAUAUUAAUCCAGUUCAUCUCAAUUUAUUUUUCUGUAACUCGCUUUUAUUCACUAAUCAGAAUUUGCAUUAAAUGCCAUGUGGGAGAUGUCAUUGUAACCUGAGAGACCCAUGGACCACUUCUCUUAAGCAUCUCAUUAAAUUAUGACAAACCAACAUGCUGUGUGUUCUGUUCUUGAAACGUCUCUGCCCAGAAAUCACCUCAGUGCUUGCCUCUCUCCCUCAUUGAUGUUUCUCUCUCUCUCUAAAAUCAAUAAAACAUGAAAAAAAAGUUGAA